Molecule: messenger RNA, 1402 nt
Organism: Neltuma alba
Lineage: Eukaryota; Viridiplantae; Streptophyta; Magnoliopsida; Fabales; Fabaceae
Product: probable carboxylesterase 6
Exons: 1
Coding region: 57-1136 (359 amino acids)
Molecular function (GO): hydrolase activity
Source: RefSeq, a predicted model, not a curated record
CUUCAAAUAUUUUCCAAACUUUGUUUCUUUAGCAGCCCCUCUCUCUCUCUUCCAACAUGAGGACAAAGACCACGUCUUCUCUUGCAUCAAGGCCAAGCCAUAGCCAUCAGUACAGAAGCAAAGAAAUCCACCACCACCACCACCAUGGCGAUGUGGUUGAGGAAAUUGAGGGACUUAUCAGAGUUCACAGAGAUGGAAACGUGGAGCGACCCCAGAUUGUGUCCUGUGUCCCAGCUUCACCCUGUCCAGAUCUCAAUGUGAUUUCAACAGACAUGGCCAUUGACAAUUUCACAGGCACUUGGGCUCGUUUUUAUGUCCCUAACACCACAGUUUCCCGCCAUAAUCCUCACCAGAAGCUUCCUUUGCUGAUCUAUUUUCAUGGAGGUGGUUUCUGCGUUGGUUCUGCUUCUUGGGUUUGUUACCAUGAGUUCCUUUCUAAGCUCUCAUCCAAACUCAGUUGCUUGAUCAUGUCAAUAAACUAUCGUCUAGCACCAGAAAACCCUCUUCCUGCAGCUUAUGAAGAUGGGUUCAAAUCCCUGUUAUGGGUGAAACAGCAAAUCCUAUACCAGUGUGAAGCUAGUCAAUGGUGGAUUCAAAAAUGCAACUUUUCUAGAAUCUUCCUAGCAGGAGAUAGUGCUGGUGCCAACAUAGCCUAUAACGUAGCCUUAAAUUUAUCAACACACGAAGCUUCAUCAGCCAUGAGGCCUUUGGAUGUGAAGGGUAUGAUUCUGAUACAACCUUUCUUUGGAGGAGAAAAGAGAACAGCAUCAGAGAAGAAGAUGGGUGAAGCUCCAAGCUCUGCACUGAGCUUAGCUGCUUCUGAUACGUACUGGCGCUUGGCUCUGCCUCGAGGUUCGAACCGGGACCAUCAAUGGUGCAACCCAUUGGGACAAGAGUCGGUGAGAUUGGAGGAAUUGAGGCUGUGUCCUGUGUUGGUUUGUGUGUCGGAGUUGGAUAUAUUGAAAGAUCGGAACUUGGAGUUGUGUGGUGCUUUGGUGCGAGCUGGGAAAAAGGUCGAACAUUUGGUGUGCAGAGGGGUAGGUCACGCGUUUCAGAUUCUAAGCAAAUCUCAGAUAUCACAGAGCCAAACACAUGAAUUGAUGGCUCGUAUCAAAUCCUUCGUCAUGGGUCUAUGAUCUCUUCUCCAAUUUACCUGUUUGAACAGGCCUAUGUGUGUCUAUAUAUUUAGAUAUUGUGCUAGCAUAUAUAGAGAGAUAAAAACCCAACAGAGAAUGAAAGGUUUGAUAUGAUACUUCUUACUUUUUUUACAGGUAUAAUAGAUAGAUGAUUUCAACUUUUGUAAUGAAAAAAGGAACCAUGUUGAAAGAGCUUUAUCUUUUAUUUAGAGUGUAACUUAAAUCUGAAUUGCUCAGUAAUAACAUAUUACUUCUGAUUUUAAUUA